Lathyrus sativus (Indian pea) is the source of this 522-nucleotide messenger RNA. NCBI's taxonomy places the organism in Eukaryota, Viridiplantae, Streptophyta, Magnoliopsida, Fabales, Fabaceae. The record is from the annotation of a GenBank genome assembly.
AUGGAGAGACAAAACACUAAAUCUUCUUAUAAGUUUGUCAAGAACACUUCACCUUCUUCAUCUCAAUGGAGUAGUACUGAUUCUAAGGGAACGGCAAAAGAUGUACUCAAAGAAAGGCUUAAUGACAAGACUAAGGCUUCAAGAAAAUCUCCUACCAAAGAAAAUACUAAACCACAAGAGUUCAAGCUCCACACACAAGAAAGAGCUGUCAAACGUGCAAUAUUCAACUAUGGAGUGACAACUAAAUUGUAUCUUAUGGAAUUGCAAAAGAGACAAGAGGAGAAGUUGAUGAAGAUUAUUGAAGAGGAAGAAAUACGUUUGCUAAGGAAGGAAAUGGUUCCCAGAGCUCAAUUAAUGCCUUAUUUUGAUAAGCCAUUUUCACCACAAAGAUCAAGCAAAACAGUUCAAAGAGAAUCAUGCAUCCACAUGCUGAGUAGCAAGUGCUGGAGUUGCACCUCUGGCAAUGGAUUCUACAGCAUGCACCAAUAUGGUCAUCAAGCUCUUAACAAUCCAAUCAAAUAG